AUGUCUGUAAUAGCAUCAUUAUCCAAGCACCCCGGAGCGCCGUUGCUGAUCAGUAAGGUGAUCCCAGGGGGAGUAGCUUCUCGCUGCGGUGUUAUUAGCCCUGGUGACUUAUUGCUUGCCGUUGAUGGUGUCCCAUUGAGCACCUGCAGUCUUGCCGAGGCGAUUCAUCUUUUACAAUCACCUCAAAAAGAGAGUGUUUUAUUGACGAUCGAGAAGCCUCAAGCUUUUAAAACUCCUGUGAAAAGUAUGCAGCCUCUUAACAGCGUAUCUUCUAAAUUGGAAUCAAUUAGACAUGAACCGGGCAUCGGUGAACCUGGCCUUAUUGAACUUGGAUCACCCCGUUUCAAUGUAUCC
This is a messenger RNA of Protopolystoma xenopodis, 354 nucleotides long. NCBI's taxonomy places the organism in Eukaryota, Metazoa, Platyhelminthes, Monogenea, Polystomatidea, Polystomatidae. The record is from the annotation of a GenBank genome assembly.